AUGCCAAAACCUACUUUGUCUAGCUUUAAGUCCUCAGAUGCAAGCUCUACUUCAAACACUUCAGACUCUACUCAAGACACAAAGACAGUUUCUCAAACUAACAGCAAAGCAUCCUGGGAUAACUUG
Dentiscutata heterogama is the source of this 126-nucleotide messenger RNA. The record is from the annotation of a GenBank genome assembly. Lineage: Eukaryota; Fungi; Glomeromycota; Glomeromycetes; Diversisporales; Gigasporaceae.